This is a messenger RNA of Seriola aureovittata, 2026 nucleotides long. RefSeq lists its product as uncharacterized. Gene Ontology annotation, molecular function: oxidoreductase activity. The coding region runs from base 92 to 1900 and encodes 602 amino acids. The transcript has 10 exons. NCBI's taxonomy places the organism in Eukaryota, Metazoa, Chordata, Actinopteri, Carangiformes, Carangidae. The record is from RefSeq and is a predicted model, not a curated record.
AUCGUACACUGCAGUAUGCCACAGUUGAGAUACGGACCACGUUUCCACCGUCUCAGAAGCUGGCAGAAGCUGACAAUCCAAAUUCAACCAGAUGGUGAUACUGGAUGUGUUAAUAAUAGGGGGUGGCCCUCAUGCGCUGACCCUGGCGAGCUUGCUAACCAAUCCUGACCCUGACCCAAACUCAGACCCCAGACAUGACCCACCCUUCUCCCCCUCCUGCCCGGACCCCCUGAGGACAAACCCAGGAACGUCCAACAACAGAUGCUGCAGUGACAAGAAGAAGAAGAGGAGGGCAACAACUGGAAUGACACUGGAGGAGCAGCCAGCAAAGUCAACGAUAUCAGAGAAGGUUGCUUGCCCCCCGCUGAGUCUCCGAGUGGUGGAUUCCUAUGGAGAGUGGACCACUCUGUGGGAGAGCCAGUUCACAGCUCUGAACAUCCCUCAUCUGCGCUCACACACACUAGUGCACACUGACCCUCUCAAUAAGAAAGCUCUGCAGGACUUUGUUUUAAAGUGUGACCGAUCAGCGGAGCUUCACUGUCUUCCAGACCAGGUUUAUAUUCUGGACGAAAAUGCAUUUUUCAAUGACAUGCGACUUGGCAAGAAGGAGAAGAAACGACUAAACAUCACCUCAACGCUUAAGAAGAGUUUGUCCUUCAGUCUGCCGGGAACCAAACUAAGUGUGGACUUCUUUAAAGAUCAGGUGGAGAGACACAACUUGGGCAAAGUGCUGGUAAAGGGAACAGUGGAGCACAUCGUCCCUGUUAUUGAUUACAAGGAAGAGACGGAAGAAGAGAGUGACUGCGUGAAGGAGGCCAUGAGGGUGACUGAAAGGAAGGGAGAUGGGGCAAGGAAGAGAGUGAAGUAUUUUCAAGUCCAACUUCAAGAAGGCAGCAUCCUAAAAGCUCACCGGGUUGUUAUGGCAACAGGACCAACCCGUGCUCAGAUGGCAAACAUCCCUUCAUGGGUGAAAAGCAUUGGAGAGAGCUACCCAGAGGAGCGACUGCAGCACACAGUGCACCUCAUGCACCAUCUGACAAAUUCUAAGCAAGAACUUAGAGAAACAGAUUGUCAGACACAGAAAGAGGCUUUUCCCACUCAAGAACUGUGUGUAGUGUGUGAGACAGGGCAGAGGGUAAUGGUAGUUGGUGGAGGUCUGACCAGCGCUCAUGUCGUCUCAAUUGCCCUGCAGCAAGGUGCCAGCCAUGUGACAUGGGUCAUGAGGAAGCACCUCCAGUUGAAACAGUUUGAUGUGGGCGACGUGGAGAGUCUGGUGGGUCGUUACUCCCAUGUGGAGCACGGUAUCAAGAUGGAUGGCCAAGCGUACCUACGGCAGUUCUAUAAUGAACGGAGUCUUCACAAACGGCUGGCUAUGAUUCGCCAGGCAAGGAAAGGUGGGGCUGUCACCCCAGAGGCCUACAUCCACCUACAGCCAUUCAUUCUGAAUGGACAGGUGGAUGUGAAGACAUACUGUCAGGUGAGUGAAGCCAGUUGGUGCUACAGGAACCAGGCCUGGAGUCUUUCCCUCAGCACUGGGGACCACUGGACUGGAGAUAUGAUCUGGCUCGCCACCGGCUGCAAACUUGAUGCGAAGCAGGACCCGUUGCUUUCUGAGGUGAUAAAGGAAUUCCCAAUUCAGGUGAUAGAUGGUUGGCCGUGUAUAUCAGAAAGCCUACAGUGGGCCGAAGGGUGUCCGCUCUAUCUGAUGGGGCAGUACAGCGCUCUUCAGGUUGGACCUCAUGCAGUAAACCUGGCUGGUGGACAGGCUGCCAGCAUGCGAAUUGCCAAGGACAUCAUGCGUCACCGGCAACAGGACAGUGGAGGUGCUUCUGACCUGAGUGGGGAGAAAUUUAAAACUGAAGAAUAUAUUCAACAGAUGCAAGGCCUUUUAUGGCUUUAACUUGAGGAACUCAAAAUCACGUGUGUGAACAGUCUUCCUAAAUAUAAUUAUGUAAGAUGUGACUAUAUGAGCUUGAUUAAAUGCUGUGAAACAACAAUUCUGUGUCAAAUAAACACGUUCGUCUUU